This is a messenger RNA of Camellia sinensis, 1711 nucleotides long. RefSeq names its product Ankyrin repeat family protein. The record is from RefSeq and is a predicted model, not a curated record. NCBI's taxonomy places the organism in Eukaryota, Viridiplantae, Streptophyta, Magnoliopsida, Ericales, Theaceae. Gene Ontology annotation, cellular component: ESCRT-0 complex. Gene Ontology annotation, biological process: protein targeting to vacuole; protein transport to vacuole involved in ubiquitin-dependent protein catabolic process via the multivesicular body sorting pathway. Gene Ontology annotation, molecular function: ubiquitin binding; phosphatidylinositol-3-phosphate binding; metal ion binding.
AUCAACGGGAACCAAACAGACUGCAUGCCCCCGAGAAAAGACUCGGCUUGCUUAGCAUGUAUCUCAUCUUUCCAUUCCUCUCCUUCUCGUGCGUGCGAAUUCGCGCGUGGCGUUGGGCGGUGACCAACCUUUUCGCUCGUCUUUGCCCCUUGCUAUCACCAAUCAAUCAAUGGAUUGAUUUAUCGUCAAUACGAUCAUAUGAUACUACCAUCUCCAAGUUUUUCCGGCGAAUGAAAAGCUCCGAUCCCUGCUUUGUAGCUACGUCCCUUCCUCAAUUGCACUCUCUUUUAGUCGUCGUAUUGUCGUGCUGAAUCAGGAAGAGAUAGUUGCCUCCGUAAAUACAUCCCGAUCAUAUUUGUUUGUGUGGGAAGUAUCCAGCAAACUGUAAGGCGUCAAAUCGCCAGUGAGAUUGAGAAAAAGUACUACUGAUAUGUCAAUGGAACCCCCGCCAUUCCAGGAAGCAUUGUACUGUGACGUCUGCAGAUGCAGUUUCAAUACCUUCAGGCGACGGCAUCAUUGUCGAUGUUGUGGUCGGACUUUAUGUGCUGAACAUUCAUCAAAUCAAAUGGCCUUACCACAAUUCGGUAUUCACUCGUGUGUCAGAGUUUGCUCUGACUGUUUUAAUGAUGCUUCUGGAUUGAGGAAAGAUGAUGCACCAGCUUCUUUGGAUGGAGUUAAUCUUGUUACAGAUACAGUUUCAAGAUUAGACGUUAGUGCAGUUCCAGAUUCCAAUCCCAAACCAACUGCUGAGCAAAUUCCCAUUUUAGGUAUUGUAGAGUGCAAGUGUGGAAUGCCUUUAUGCAUUUGUGAAGCUCCAGUUCCAUUCAGGGAUGCAGUAACCUUGCCGAACAAAAGUACAACAACUUCUACAGCUCAGUCAAACCCAAAACCGAAGAAGACAGACACGUCUCUGAAGAAUAGAGGUUCCACGUCGAACAACAAGCAGUUUACGACUUUCAAUCUUGGUCAGGUGACCACGAGUAGUUUGGAAAAAUCUCAAAUGGAUUAUGAAGUUAAUGGAGAGGGUUUAAGAGAGGCAAUAAAGAAUGGUGACACUUUAGCUGUCAAGGAGCUUCUGAGUAAAGGUGUGGAUGCAAAUUACUGUGACAAACAAGGAUUGUCGUUGUUACAUCUGGCAGCACUUUUUAAUCGAACUGAUAUAGCUUUUGCUCUUAUGGAAUAUGGAGCUAGCUUGGAUCACAGGAAUUUACAGGGGGAAACACCACUGGAUUGUGCUCCUGCUACAUUGCAAAACAAGAUGCGAAAGAAGAUGGAAGAGAGUGAGCACUUGAGCCCACACCACAUCAUCUGAAUGCUAAACUAUUCCAACUUGUUUGCUUCCUUGAAAAAUGGCGAAUUUGAAUCCUACUUUUUUAGAGUUUUGUAAUAAAUUGACAUCCUCGUAUUUGGGCAAAUCAUGGAGAAUGUGGGAAGAUUCUCUAGCCAAGGCAUUUAAAAUCUCACCUGUCACAAUUGAUAAAGUCUAUUACAGAAUUACCUGUUCAUCUAACAUUGUAAAGAACAGGUGUGAGUGUAUGUUUGUGUCAUUUUCUUUGGUCCCAUAUUGUUGUGUUGUCAUACUAUAUGAGACGGUGGAUUGUGAUCUGGCUGCAUACCCAAAAUGGGGUUAUGGUCAGCUGGCUAUGGACGGAUAAAAAUUUGGGUGGUGCCGGAUUGCUUUUUUUUUUUGAUUCAUGGAUUGCUUUUAACA